AGAGUCCCCCGCGCAGGGCAGGGCAGGGCAAAGGAGGCCGCUGGCGAGAGCGCCGGAGCGCGGACUACAUCUCCCGCCAUCCCCCGCGCGGGGAGGUUUUCGGGGGGCUCCAUGGAGGCCCCGGCGACGGCCACCUUCACUCUGGCCUACCUGGUGCUGACCUUCUGCUUCGUCUUCCCGCCCACCGAGUUCCACCUGGCCGGCCUGACGGUGCAGAACCUGCUGGGCGGCUGGCUGGGCAGCGAGGACGCGGCCUUCGUGCAGUACCACCUGCGGAGGGGCACCGGCACCCUCCUCUUCCACGCCGCCCUGCCGCUGGGCUACUACCUGGGCAUGUGUGUCGUGGCGCCCGAAAAGCAUCUCUGCACCAUCUCCCAGGCCCACCUGCUGUGGCAAACCUUCUUCUCCGGGGCCCUUCUCCUCUUCAUCCUCGCGGGCACCUUCACAUACCACUGGUCUCGGGAGGGUUGGUCCCGCCACCCGCUGGUCCAGGUCCUCUCCACCUUCGUUCGGCCGCCCCACGCUGGCUGGUGGACCGUGGCCUCUGCCAUCAACGCCGAAUUCCGGCGGAUCGACAAGUUUGCCACGGGGCCGCCAGGGGCCCGUCUGAUUGUGACCGACAGCUGGAUUAUCAAAGUGACCACCUACUCCUUCCAUGUGGCCGAACAGCGGGACAUCCAGGUGACCGUCGUGGACUCGAGACAGCAGGAGCUCUUGCCGGACGCCAGCAUGCCUGCUCAGUUCCUCACCAUCCACGUGGCCAGCGCCAAUCCACAUGUCAAAGCCUUCGACAUCCGGCUCAACUCGACGGAAUAUGGGGAGCUGCAGGAGAAGCUCCGCACCCCGAUCUGGAAUGUGGCCAACGUGAUCAUCCAUCAGAGCCUGAGCGACCUCUUUCUGGAGACCUUCAGCUCCAUGGUGGAGAGGAACCCGGCUUACCUGGUUCCCAGCAAUCAGGAGUUGGACCUCUGCAUCGGCUGCAUGCAGUCCCGGGCCAACGUCAAACUACUGAAGAACUGCGAGGAGCUGCAAGAUGGCGAAUGCGAGCCGUGUUUCUGCUAUCCCAUGUGGUGCCUGCUUUGUAUGGGCAGGUGGUUCGCCAGCCAGCAGGACCAGCAGCACCCGGAAACAUGGCUCUCCAGCCACGUGCCUUGCCCCACUUGCCGGGCCAGAUUCUGCAUUUUGGACGUCUGCUCGGUGCUGUGACAGAGGCUGCAGCCAGUCGGAGAGACGGAAGAGAGAAAUAUGCAAUCAGCUGCAGCAAUUUUUUCACCGGAUAAAUAUUUUCAUAAUCCCCCCCCACCUCUUGGAUGCCUUUGCAAAUUCUAUUCUGUUCUACUCUUUUUGAAUGCUGGUUUUAACUCUCCAGGCUCUUAUAAAACUUGUAUUUAGACAGAUAUUUGGAAGCCAAAUUAAUUUCACGAGCUCGUCCCCUUUAAAAUGGGUGGACUUCAACUCCCAGAAUUCAGCUGAAGUCCAUCCAUCUUAAAGGGGCCGAGCUUGAGAAACGCUACUCUAGAACAGGGGUCUCCAACCUUGGUCCCUUUAAGACUUGUGGACUUCAACUCCCAGAGUCCCUCAGCCAGCAAAGCUGGCUGAGGAACUCUGGGAGUUGAAGUCCACAAGUCUUAAAGGGACCAAGGUUGGAGACCCCUGCUCUAGAAUGUCUGUUGCAACCGGUAUUCCUCGAAAAAAAAGGGAUUUUUUUUCUUCGCCUCCUAAAUUGGGGCUGGAUUUGGUGAAUUGUUCCACACUCCGCCUUAGUCCACGAUUCCCAAUUUUUUCCCCAAGCUUUCCAAUCCCAGAAACAGGAACGACGGCGACAGACUCUUUGCGACAAACUUUCUCAUUGACAACGAUCCUCCUCCGAUUCAGACCAAGUCUGCAAAUCCUCUCUUGGCGGCAUUAAAAGACCAACCUCUCUUCUGUAUAGAGAUAUAUAUAUUUAUAUAUAGGAUGAUAAUCUAAAUUAUUGCAGUGUUUCCGACGGUUUUCUUGGGAAAAGAAAUGGAUUAACGGCCCUGGGAACUCGUGGGAUUAAAAAUACACCCCUGCCUCACCCCAAGUUUAGAAUAUAGUCGGGAGAAAAUGACCUGGUGUUUGAAGUAUUGCUGCCCCAAAAUUAAUAAUUUGGGAUGUGUUUGUGUUUUUUGGGGAGGCUGAACUUCGGGUGAAAAAAAGGAGGAUGGCGUACUUGAAAUUGCCUUUUUCUGACAGUUUCCUAACUCGGGUUCACCAAGUGUAUUAUUCCAUCGGUAUCCUUCGCAAAGGGCAAAUGGGAGGGAAGUUAUUAGUACAAAAAAUAGCAGCAAUUGUUUGUCAGCGAGAUGAAUUUGAGGUGAAUUUGACUUUUUAAUUAUUUCCCCUUUGUCUUUUGGUCGAGAGUGGCAGGUCUGAAAUCUCAGGAACUUGAAAAUAGGUGGACUUCAACUCCCAGAAUCCCCCAGCCAGCCUAUUUUAAGUCUGGGAGUUGUAGUCCACCCCUCUUCAAGUGCCAAGUUUGAGAAAAAAACAUCCUAUUAUCUCAAGCGAAGAAAAUCAUGAAAUUUUUAAGGUGCCCCUUCUUAGCUGCCAGCUCCCCCAUCUCCUCCACAGACAUCCCUAUAACUUUACAUUAAUUUAUUUAAAUAAUCUGUUCAGUUCCUGUCACAUUCCCCCCCCCAAAAAAUUUAUUGAAUUCACCGACGGUCUGGAAGCCACGCUGACAAAAAGAUGAUGUUGGUUUCACAAAUGCAGCCAGUUACGUGAAAAUGUGGCACAAACUGCACCUUAUCUUAAAUACCUAGGUUUCCCCAAGUUGUGUAGACUUCAAUUCCCAGAAUUCCCUAGGCUGUAGAACCGCCGCUGAGAAUUCUGGCUAAAUCUAGAAGUCAUAAAUCAUUCCUCCCCCCCCCCCAACUACUCUUCUGGUUUACCCAGUUUGAAAAGAGACAUUUUUAAUUGAAAAAGUCAAAUAGUAACAUGAGCUUAUUAAAAUUAUUAAAAAUAAUUCCAGUUGAGAAAUUUUUGGAAAGUAUUAUCCAGUAUUAUAUUUACGAGUGAAAGGGCCCGAAUGAAUCCUGUUUAUUCUGCUGAAUAAAAUUUUUGUUACUUUGUGAGUUC
This is a messenger RNA of Ahaetulla prasina, 3102 nucleotides long. It is a transcript of the gene TMEM129, whose product is annotated as transmembrane protein 129, E3 ubiquitin ligase. Lineage: Eukaryota; Metazoa; Chordata; Lepidosauria; Squamata; Colubridae. Gene Ontology annotation, molecular function: ubiquitin protein ligase activity. The record is from RefSeq and is a predicted model, not a curated record. Gene Ontology annotation, cellular component: endoplasmic reticulum; membrane. Gene Ontology annotation, biological process: protein ubiquitination. The coding region runs from base 112 to 1206 and encodes 364 amino acids. The transcript has 4 exons.